AUGUCCCUCAAUAUGUCAAUUUGGUUAGUUAUUUUCCUUCAUAUUUAUUCAGUCUUAGCUUCUGAUUCAGAUCCAGUUCAAGACUUCUGCAUACCAAGAUCCGAGUUUUCAUCCAUUUUUGUCUCCUGCAAGAAUUCAUCCUUAGUAACCGUCGAAGAUUUCGUGUUUUCUGGCAUAAAAAGCCCAGGAGAAUUCAGUAAAUCUGGAUUUUCAUCCAUUCCAGUUAGUGUUAGUGUCUUUCCUGGUUUGAACACAUUAGGCAUGUCGUUUGUACGCGCUGACUUUGAGCCAGGGAGCAUUAACGUUCCACAUUAUCAUCCCCGAGCAACUGAGACUGCUUUCGUUCUAGAAGGAAAGAUUUAUUCGGGAUUUGUUGAUUCAAGAAACCGAGUUUUUGCAAAAGUGAUUGAGAAAGGGGAGGUAAUGGUGUUUCCUAAAGGCCUAAUACACUUUCAGAUGAAUAUUGGAGACUCGCGGGCCACAAUUCUUGGGAGUUUUAAUAGUCAAAAUCCAGGUUUGCUGAAAAUCCCAUCUGCUGUUUUUGGAUCAGAAAUUGAAGAGGAGGUCUUGAUCAAGGCUUUUGGAUUGAACAAUAAGGAAUUGGCCAAGUUGAAGAAGAAGUUUCUCCCUAUUAGCUGA
This is a messenger RNA of Fraxinus pennsylvanica, 639 nucleotides long. Lineage: Eukaryota; Viridiplantae; Streptophyta; Magnoliopsida; Lamiales; Oleaceae. The record is from the annotation of a GenBank genome assembly.